This is a messenger RNA of Humulus lupulus (European hop), 921 nucleotides long. Its product is annotated as probable LRR receptor-like serine/threonine-protein kinase At1g56140. The coding region runs from base 1 to 921 and encodes 306 amino acids. The record is from RefSeq and is a predicted model, not a curated record. Gene Ontology annotation, molecular function: ATP binding; protein kinase activity. Gene Ontology annotation, biological process: protein phosphorylation. The transcript has 5 exons. Lineage: Eukaryota; Viridiplantae; Streptophyta; Magnoliopsida; Rosales; Cannabaceae.
AUGACUUCUCAUCAAGGAAAGAGCCAGUUUGUGACUGAAAUUGCCACAAUAUCUGUUGUCCAACACCGAAACUUGAUCAAAUUGCAUGGAUGUUGUAUUGAGGGAGGCAAACAGCUUCUUGUUUACGAGUCUCUGGAAAAUAAGAGUCUUGAUCAAGCACUUUUUGGUAUAGCAAAAGGUCUAGCUUUUCUUCAUGAAGAGUCACAGCUAAGAAUCGUCCAUAGAGAUGUGAAGGCAAGCAACAUUCUGCUAGACUCUAAUCUGAAUCCUAAAAUAUCAGAUUUUGGUUUGGCCGAGCUUUAUGAUGACAAUAAGACUCACAUUAGUACUCAUGUUGCUGGAACAAUUGGCUAUCUUGCACCAGAAUAUGCCAUGCGCGGACAUCUUACAGAGAAAGCUGACAUGUUUGCUUUUGGUCUUGUGGCGCUAGAGACUAUAAGUGGCAGGCCGAACUCUGCUCCUAAUUUGGAAGAAGAACAAAUAUAUCUUUUUGAAUGGGCUUGGAACUUACAAGAACAAAACAAUGAAGGUGAUCUUGUGGAUUCAGAGUUAUCCGAAUUCAAUGAAGAUGAAGUGAGAAGACUCAUAAGAGUAGCUCUUUUAUGCACUCAAACAUCACCAACAUCAAGGCCAUCAAUGUCUAGAGUUGUGGCAAUGCUUUCAGGAGAUAUUGAAGUAAGCACUCAAAUCUCAAGGCCUAGUUACUUGGCUGACUGGAGUUUGGAUAUUCUAAGCAGCAUAUUAAGUGAUGUUGUAACUAUAGGAACUGAUUCUACCUACUAUGAUUCGCCUGCUAGUACGAGCAUGGUGGGGGAUACAUUUCCAUCGCCUGCCAAAGGCACCACUCGUCCAAUUCUUCAAAGCUACAAGUCCAAAGGCUUUGUGGGGCCUUGGGUCUUGCAAGGUUGGCGAGGUGCUUAG